AUGGAGGACUGGCUCUUCUACUCCCUCACCACGCUAUUCUGCCUCCUCUGCUCGCUCGUGCUGCGAACCCGCAGCCCAGGCAUCAAGGUCCACGCAGCCGAUGAAUCCAUCCCUCCUCUCCCUCCUGGCCCUGCGUCGCUGCCGGUGGUAGGCCCACUGCGCUUCCUAGCUCGCCGCGACUUCGACCUGGAGCCUGUGCUCCGCCGCAUCGCGCGGGAGUACGGGCCGGUCUUCACCUUCGCGCCGCUUGGGAAGGAGCACCCCACAAUCUUCGUGGCGGCCCGCGGGGCGGCGCACCGCGCACUCGUGCAGCGCGGAGCGGCGUUCGCCUCCCGCCCGCCCACAACGGCCUCGGGCACCGUGCUCACCAGCGGCGGGCGCAACGUCAGCUCCUCACCCUACGGCGCCACAUGGCGCGCGUUGCGGCGGAACCUCGCGGCAGGCGUGCUCAACCCGGCACGGCUGCGGGCGUUCUCCCCAGCACGACGGUGGGUGCUCGACGUCCUCGUCUCCCGCGUCUACAUUGAAGGCGGCGCCGGGGAACACCCCGUCGCCGUGAUGGAGCCGUUCCAGUACGCCAUGUUCUGCCUCCUUGUGUACAUGUGCUUUGGCGACCGCCUCGGGGAUGCUCGCGUGAGAGACAUCGAGGCCACACAGCGGGAGCUCCUCAGCAACUUCCUCAGCUUCCAAGUCUUCUCCUUUCUCCCGACGGUCACCAAGAUCGUGUUCCGGCGACGGUGGGAGAAGCUCAUCUCAUUGCGGCGGCGGCAGGAGGAACUCUUCGUCCCGCUGAUUCAAGCGAGGAGGGAGGCCGGCGCCAACGGGGACUGCUACGUGGACUCCAUGGUGAAGCUGAUCAUCCCCGAGGACGGCGGCAGGGCGCUCACCGACGAUGAGAUCGUGAGCCUCUGCUCCGAGUUCCUCAGCGCCGGCACCGACACCACAGCCACCACGCUGCAGUGGAUCAUGGCGAACUUGGUCAAGAACCAAGCGAUGCAGGACAGGCUGCGAGACGAGGUGAACGACGUCGUAAACGCCAACGUCGAGGUGCGAGAGGAUGACCUGCAAGCGAUGCCGUACCUCAAGGCCGUGGUGCUGGAGGGGCUCCGGCGCCACCCGCCGGGCCACUACGUGCUCCCGCACGCUGCGCACGAGGACACGACGCUAGACGGGUACCGCGUGCCCGCCAGCGCGCCUGUGAACUUCGCGGUGGGUGACAUCGGCCUGGACGAGGAGGUGUGGGACGCGCCCUCCGAGUUCCGGCCGGAGCGGUUCCUGCCCGGCGGGGAAGGGGAGGAUGUGGACCUGACAGGGAGCAAGGAGAUCAAGAUGAUGCCUUUUGGCGCGGGGCGGAGGGUCUGCCCCGGCAUGGCGCUCGCGCUGCUGCACCUCGAGUACUUCGUGGCCAACCUCGUGAGGGAGUUUGAGUGGCGCGAGGCUGACGGCGAGGAGGUGGACCUCACCGAGAAGCUUGAGUUCACCGUGGUCAUGAAGCGGCCGCUCAAGGCCAGGGCCGUGCCGCUGCGGUCGCCGCCGCCCGCCGUUGCAGCUGCUUGAUCGAUCGAGAUUACUCCUCUCUCUCUAGCAUGGUAAUGGAUUGGGAUUCUUGCCUAUAUAUCAUGUCGUGCCAUUAUAUAUACCCAACGAUUAGAGUAACAAAUUAACUUUCUCUUGUUCUUUUGGGUGUGUAGUGUGUACUAGUGUCGUAGCAUGCAACCUGAUGAAGCUCAACUAGUGUGUAU
Messenger RNA from Panicum hallii, 1742 nucleotides. RefSeq names its product cytochrome P450 89A2-like. The record is from RefSeq and is a predicted model, not a curated record. Gene Ontology annotation, cellular component: membrane. The transcript has a single exon. Bases 1 to 1557 code for a protein of 518 amino acids. Gene Ontology annotation, molecular function: iron ion binding; heme binding; oxidoreductase activity, acting on paired donors, with incorporation or reduction of molecular oxygen, NAD(P)H as one donor, and incorporation of one atom of oxygen. NCBI's taxonomy places the organism in Eukaryota, Viridiplantae, Streptophyta, Magnoliopsida, Poales, Poaceae.